CCUCAAGGCUCACACCGCCGCAGCACCACCCCUCGCCGCGCCUGCCCGCGCCCCCGCAGCCCGCACCAUUCGGCCGUCGGCGUUGCUGCCGCCGCCGCACACCAGCAUGCUGCAGCGCGAGCGCGACGCCGGCCCGUCGCGCGCCAGCAGCGAAGGGCCGUCGCGCUCGCCGACCCUCUCGCUGUCGCCCUCGCCCUCGCCGGCACCGCCGUCGCCGCGCAUGCCGCAGCUGCCGCCCGACACGCCGCCGCCGCUGCGCCCCGCGCUCACCGCCGCGCCGAUGCAGCCGUCGUGGUCGCACGAGAGCAUCACGUCGCCCGCCGUCGAGCUGCCGACGUACGACGUCAAUGCGCCGCGCCUGCACCGCCGCCGCACCUCGCUGCCCGUGCACGCCGUGCCCGGUGCGGGCGGCUCGAGCAGCUCGGCGGCUGCGCCAGACGCCGUGCGCGGCGAGCGCCGCCGCUUCCGUGACUCGGUCGCAGCGGCGGCGGCGGCCGCAACCUCCACUGCCGUCGCCUCGGGCUCCAGCUCCUCGUCCACUGGCGCCGGUAUCGCGCCGGUCAAGCGCCGCCGCUCGUCGCAGGCGCCUGGCGCACGCUCGGCGUCGCGCCGCCGCUCCAACGUGCCUGCCGGUGCGCUGCGCGAGGAGGAGGACUCCACCAGCGCUGCGGACGGGCCGGCAAACGGCACGUCGUCGCGGCGCUACUCGUCGACGUACGCCGCGGGGCCCUCGGGCCGCGGUGCGCUAGACGGCAGCACGAGCUCGGACAGCACAAGCUCAGAUCGGCAGGUCUUUGACUGGGACGUGCGGCGCUCGACGGGCGCGCCCUCGCGCGAGGCUCGCGGCUCGUUUGACGACCGCAACAGCAGCGUGCGGGCACGGCGCAUGCGUGCGCAGCUCGACAAUGGCCGGCCAUCGCCGCCGCUGCGCGUCGACAGCUCGGCGCGCGGCUCGGCGGGCACCGCGAGUCCCAACGUGCAGGGGUCAUCGAGCGGCAUUGCACGCACCGCCUCGCCCGUCCCGCCAGCAGGGCAGAGCCGCCUGCAGCUGCCGGGUGCAAAUGCUGGGCGUGCAGCCGGCAAGUCUGGCCUGGCGUCGCCUGUGCUGCGCACCAGCAAGCUGGAUGGCUCGCCGGCGCACGGGACACCGCCGUCUGCUGACGCCAGCGGGCCGCCGCGCCCGCCGCGCCCAAAGAUCAAGCGGCGCCUCAACGUCGGCGCGCUGGCCGAGGGUGCGCUGAUCCUCGGUGCGGGCGCAUAUGCGUGCUGGGAGCUGGCAUCGAGUCCGUCGGCGCGGGUGCGCUCGCAUGUGCUUGAGCUCGCGUGGGUGCUCGUUGCGAGCUUUCUGUACGUCGUGCUGCGUCCGCGAGGCGAGCACGGCUUCAUCUGGUGCACCGACCAGCGCAACUUCAGAAUCAGCGACGAUGACGGCGCGCUGUGCGGCCUGGUGCUCGGGCCACUGCUGGCGACGAGUGCGCUGCUGAUGGCCGAGGAAGAUGCGGCGCACACGGUCGGACCGCGCGUGCCCUGGGGCCAGCCGUUGGCACCCUUCUGGCGCAUCGAGGAGCCGCUGCACAUCGUCUCGCACUGGCGCGCGCCGCCCGAAGGUCUCUCGGCCCUCGUCGCGGCACGCUGCAGCCUGCUGAGUCUGCAGACGCUCACGGCGACCAUCUUCCUCUGCCACCUCCUCGCGACAAAGUGGAUCCGCCGGCCGGCAGACUUUCCGCUGAGCAACUGGCGCCGCCUCGGCAGCUUCUUGGUCUUCGAGGUCGUGCUGGCCAGUCUGCUUGAGAUGGUGCGAGAGGUUGCGCUGCGCAUGGACGUGCCACUCUGGACUGAGCUGGCGCGCGGCGAGCUCUUCACGAUCGCGCUGAUCUUCCAGGGUACGCUGUACUGCAUCUCGCGCCUCGCGCGCAAGAGCUUCACGCUCGGCGAGCUCGGCAUCGUCGCUGCGAUUGGCGUGACGCUCAGCGUCGAGGCGCUCAACAUUACCAUCGCCAAGAUCUUCCCCGCCACGACGCCCUACGUCAAGACGUUCCGCCCGCCGACGCCGCUGCUGAUCUUCCAGCUGGCGCUCGUCGUCGGCGCAUACAUGGUCGGCUUCCUGCUGGCGCCGCUGCUCUACCUCUCGCGGCAUCUGGCGCAGAAGCCCGUGCACCGCCUGCGCUGGCCGCACAAGCGCGACCUGCACCGGCGUCUGCUCGCCGGCUUCUUCUACCUUUUCGCCGCGUUGUACAUCGUCGGCGUGCUCGGCAUGUGGACGCGCUGGCUGCUGGGCCGCCGCGAUCCGUGGCUCUGGACGGCGCAGUUCAUCGUGCGCGGCCGCGCCUGGUGGUCGCGCCCCGUGCUCAUCAGCUACUGGCUGCUGCUCAUUGCCGGCAGCGUCAUCAGCUGGCAGGCCGUCGUGGUGAGCGCGAAGCGCAUCCGCGUCGCGCGCUCGAACCCCAAAUCAGCCACGGAGGACGUGGGCGAGGCAGUGCCGGCAGCGCCUGCGUCCGGCAACAUGCGCGCUACGGCCGUCGGUGUCGUGCGCACCCUUGGCGGGCUGGGCACAUCCGUCGGCAAUGCCGCCUCGGCGACGGAGACGGGCACGGUGGCGCUCAAGAAGGCGGCGCAUCUGAGCCUCAAUGCGCGCCGCAAGUUCUUCCACGCCCUCGCCGUGCUGCUCUUCGUGCCGGGCAUUGCGCUGGAUCCGGCAUUUGCGCACCUCGCCUUCUCGCUGGCGUUCUCCGUCUUCAUCUUCGCCGAGUACAUCCGCUACUAUGCGCUGUACCCCUUCGGUGCCGCGCUGCACGUCUUUCUCGCCGAGUUCACCGACCACAAGGACGCCGGGCCCGUCAUCCUCAGCCACUUCUACCUGCUCACCGGCUGUGCGGCGCCGGUGUGGAUCGAAGGCUCCAAGUCUCUGACGCUGCAGAUGGGCGUGCUCGUGCUCGGCGUCGGCGAUGCGCUGGCGUCCGUCGUCGGCCGCCGCUACGGCCGCAUGUACUGGCCGGCGUCGAGCAAGACCGUCGAGGGCAGCGCUGCGUUCGUCAGCAGCAUCUUUGUCAGCGCCUGGAUGCUGCGCCUGGUCGGCUGGGUUGGCGACUUCAGCAGCAUGCGCUUUGGCGCCGCGCUCGUGCUGCUCGGCGUGCUCGAAGGCGUCUCCGAGCAGAACGACAACCUCGUGCUACCUGUGUACUCCUUCAUCGCGAUGGCACUGCUGCGCGUCUAG
Messenger RNA from Tilletiopsis washingtonensis, 3214 nucleotides. RefSeq lists its product as hypothetical. Gene Ontology annotation, cellular component: endoplasmic reticulum membrane. The record is from RefSeq and is a predicted model, not a curated record. Bases 107 to 3214 code for a protein of 1035 amino acids. The transcript is spliced from 7 exons. Gene Ontology annotation, biological process: dolichyl monophosphate biosynthetic process. Lineage: Eukaryota; Fungi; Basidiomycota; Exobasidiomycetes; Entylomatales. Gene Ontology annotation, molecular function: dolichol kinase activity.